Fukomys damarensis (Damara mole-rat) is the source of this 3073-nucleotide messenger RNA. RefSeq names its product growth differentiation factor 11 (gene Gdf11). Lineage: Eukaryota; Metazoa; Chordata; Mammalia; Rodentia; Bathyergidae. The transcript has 5 exons. Gene Ontology annotation, molecular function: cytokine activity; growth factor activity. Gene Ontology annotation, biological process: SMAD protein signal transduction. Bases 1 to 1194 code for a protein of 397 amino acids. The record is from RefSeq and is a predicted model, not a curated record. Gene Ontology annotation, cellular component: extracellular region.
AUGGGCCUGGAGGUUGCCAGUCCAUUCAACCCAACAGGGAGCUUCACCUGCCAGGAAGCUCGAGAGUGCCCCUUUGAUUUCCUGUACUCUGGCAGAAGCCAGCGGCUAAUCAGGCUCUCUGUCUCCAAGUCCAUGAUGUACAGGCCGGACGGCUGCCCCGUGUGCGUGUGGCGGCAGCACAGCCGCGAGCUGCGCCUGGAAAGCAUCAAGUCGCAGAUCCUGAGCAAACUGCGGCUCAAGGAGGCGCCCAACAUCAGUCGCGAGGUGGUGAAGCAGCUGCUGCCCAAGGCGCCGCCGCUGCAGCAGAUCCUGGACCUGCAUGACUUCCAAGGCGACGCGCUGCAGCCGGAGGACUUCCUGGAGGAGGACGAGUACCACGCCACCACCGAGACCGUCAUUAGCAUGGCCCAGGAGACGGACCCCGCAGUGCAGACAGAUGGCAGCCCUCUCUGUUGCCAUUUCCACUUCAGCCCCAAGGUGAUGUUCACAAAGGUACUGAAGGCCCAGCUGUGGGUGUACCUUCGGCCCGUGCCCCGCCCAGCCACAGUCUACCUGCAGAUCUUACGACUGAAACCCCUAACUGGGGAAGGGACCGCAGGGGGAGGGGGUGGAGGCCGGCGUCACAUCCGUAUCCGUUCACUCAAGAUUGAGCUGCACUCGCGCUCCGGCCACUGGCAGAGCAUCGACUUCAAGCAAGUGCUACACAGCUGGUUCCGCCAGCCGCAGAGCAACUGGGGCAUCGAGAUCAACGCCUUUGAUCCCAGUGGCACAGACCUGGCUGUCACCUCCCUGGGGCCGGGAGCUGAGGGGCUGCAUCCUUUCAUGGAGCUUCGAGUCCUAGAGAACACAAAACGGUCCCGGCGGAACCUGGGCCUGGAUUGCGAUGAGCACUCAAGCGAGUCCCGCUGCUGCCGAUAUCCCCUCACAGUGGACUUUGAGGCUUUCGGCUGGGACUGGAUCAUCGCACCUAAGCGCUACAAGGCCAACUACUGCUCCGGCCAGUGCGAGUACAUGUUCAUGCAAAAGUAUCCACACACCCACUUGGUGCAACAGGCCAAUCCAAGAGGCUCUGCUGGGCCCUGCUGCACCCCCACCAAGAUGUCCCCAAUCAACAUGCUCUACUUCAAUGACAAGCAGCAAAUUAUCUACGGCAAGAUCCCUGGCAUGGUGGUGGAUCGCUGUGGUUGCUCCUAAGGUGGGGGACAGUGGAUGUCUCCCCCACAGACCCUACCCUGAGAACCCCCAACCCUGCCCCUCCCCCCCAAGCCCUAGAUCUCCCUCCACCUCUUCCCAUGAACAUCACACCUUGUUCCCUGACCAAGCAGUGUGCAAUACAACAGAGGGAGGCAGGUGGGGACUGAAGGGUGAGGGGUUGGGAGAAAGAGAGAGGGGCACGGUCAGGGUAGAGUGUUUGAGGUUUGCAGGUAAGAAAGUUUGGCAAGAAGACAGAGAGAUGUAGAGACAGAGGGAUUGAGACAGGAGCAAACAGAGCAGCAUUGAGAAGGCAAAGGAAUAGAGAGGCAGAAGAGACAGACUAGGCAGAGACAAACACUGAAAGAGACUGAAAUGGAGUAAUAAAUGAAAGCCCCACACCAAGCCUCCUUUCUUCCACUGGCAAGGUGAGGGGCUUGGUAGUCUGGGUAGAAUCCCUGACUACUCAGUAGGAGAGGAAAUCUAUCCAUUCUUAGCUUCUUCCCUCUUCCUCCAACCAUGGCAGGGGAAAGGAAGUGAAGGCAGGGGCAAAAGGAUUUGGGAAUUUUAUUUAUUUAUUUAUUGUGACUUUUCAUUUUUUGGUAUUUGGCUUUACUGGAAUAGGAGGGCCCCUGCCCACUAUGCCCCGUUUGUCCCUUAUUCCCCAAACCCUGCUCUUCCCCAAAACCCACCCACUUAAGCACUUGUAUAAAGCCUCCAGGGCUGGGAAUGGGAGUAAAGGGCAAGAGGGCUGACACAUGUAUGUUUCUAACCCAUAAGUACCCUAACUAACCUUCUUCAGCCAAACUGAAUGGUCAUAGAAACAGUAAAAGGUUAGGGUUUAAGAGCUGGGGAAAGGGGAGUCCUCAACACCUAGGAUCUAUAUGUGAGCUACUAACCCUCAGGCCAGCUUUCUUCAUGGUACUGAUUUAUUUAGCCAGAGGGUACAGCAUGCUUAAACCCAAAUUCCCCUCAGUGGAGAGAGACCAAAGAGCCUGUGGAAUGUCCCUGGUCCCAGCCUCUAUCUUCAGGUCAAUUGAAAAAAGAAAGAAAAAAAUCUGAGUCCCCCAGGUCUGGGAAGGAUUCAGAGGGGGUCAAGAAAGGAGUGGUUAAGUAGGCUGAAGGUUACAGGGCAUCUGAAUCCAAAUCACUGCUCUGGGCUAGGGAAUAGAGCCAGCAGACCAAGGUGGAAGGGAUUCUGGAGGGGGACAUUUUAGUCCCCCAACCCCAAAGCUCAGGGUAGGAGGGAAAACAAGGGAGCAGAGUGUCUAUAAUUUUUAUUUUUUAUUUUUGGAAUAUAGCAGUAUCUGGCAGCAGGGAGGGAACAGUACAGUGGAGAAACUGACAAGGCCAGUUACAGCAGAGGAUGGGAAGGACACAGACUCCCUGGUUUGGAAGGCUAGGAAGCAGGCAGACUGGCUGCCACUUCAAGUCAUUAGCUGGGCCCAUUCAUUCAUCUCACAAUCCCGAUGCGCAUUCCUCUGGACUCACUGGGCCUCAGUUUCUUCCCCUCAAUGGAAUAAGAAAUAGCAGCACCCGCCACAGCCAAGAGAUGAAUUCUGAGCACUUACCACGGGCACUUUAUGGACAUAAAUACCUCUCGCUGUGGGACCAGUUAACCAGGGCACCAGAGCAGUGGUGAAGAGAUGUGAGGCUUAGAAGAGUCACCAGCUUCAGAGAAUACAAAUUUCCUCCUGCUCCCCAGCUGGAGUGCCUGAAGCCAAGGAGUUGAGAAUCUCCACACUCUAUCCAUACCUCACCAGCUGACCUCUUGGCUCCAGGCAACAGCCUAGAGAAGGUCAGGAGAGGAGGGGGUGAAAACCUGCAGCAAAAUUACCACUCUAAGUAAAUCCAGCAGUCGUGGUCUGGUAGCAACAGUACU